Messenger RNA from Psammomys obesus (fat sand rat), 897 nucleotides. Its product is annotated as collagen alpha-1(I) chain-like. NCBI's taxonomy places the organism in Eukaryota, Metazoa, Chordata, Mammalia, Rodentia, Muridae. The transcript is spliced from 2 exons. The coding region runs from base 77 to 358 and encodes 93 amino acids. The record is from RefSeq and is a predicted model, not a curated record.
GAGGAAAACUAUUCGGUGCGGAAUUUCGUGUCUUUUCCGCCCACCAUUGGGGGCCGCACCGGUCGGAUCCCGCGCGAUGCCCUGGCUUGAGUUUGGGGGCGCAGCGGGGCCCGGCGGGGGCGGCGAGCGCGCGUUCCCCCGCCCGUUCGGGCGGCGUCGAGGCGCGAGCAGCUCAGCCAGCCUUGCAGAGGGAGCUCUCGGCAGCUCAGGGGUCCCUCUGCUCGCUGCCACACCAGCGCCGCCUGCGCCACUCGGCGGCGACGGAGACCGGCAGCGGCGAGGAUCGGACUCGGGGAAACUAGAGAGCGCCCCAGCUGCCGGAGAAGCACGCAGGGCGGCCGGGUCCAGAAAAGCCUAGCUCAGCAUCUAAGCCAAGAGCCUUCUCUUUGUUCAAGAUUUAUUUUAUGUGUAUGAGUAUUUUGCCUUCAGGUAUGUAUGUGCCUAUAAAUGGUUAUGAUGCUGCAAAAUGAACCCAAGUCCCCUGCAAGAACAGUAAGUGCUCUUCACUGCUGAGCUAUCUCUCCAGCCCCCAACAACCAUGGGGCAUGGGAGGCCUGAAUAGUAUACUUCUUUCUGAGGGGAUGGAGAGAAAGCAGAGAACAUCUCAUGUGCCUGGUAUUCAGCAAACUGUACCCACAUAUCAGGCUCAGAAACGUACAAGGAAGGCACCCCCGCUUUGUGGGGGAGAUGAAGAAGCAGUCCUCUUCCCGUGUGCCAGCCCAUCUGCUGCUUUGCCUUGGUAAACAUGCUUUUUCUUCUUCUUGGUUCACUGCAGUGUUGAAUACAUGAGAAAGAAGAGUGUGAAACCAGAAGAAAAGAUAAGGUUGGAAGAGGGCAAGCGGAAAGGAGGGGAAGGGAAGGAACCCCCGGAGCCACCAACACAAUAAAUUGUAUCCU